UAUAUGCAGUGAGACCUAUUUAGUCUACAGUUUGCGCUACUUCUUCAAAGUACAUCUUUGAUGACACACAUGCUGAUUAUUAUCAAACCUCCAAUUCAAACGACACAUGCUGACUACGUAUUUUUAUGCACUCUCACUAUUUCAAAUUUCUCAUGAAAUUACUAAAACACACCUUUUUCACAAUUGAAUAACCACGAAAGAAUCCUCCUUCCUCAAUCGAAAAAAAAAAAGAGAACAAUCCUUUUAUUCUUUUCAUAGCCAAUGGCAUCCAACCACCCUCCCCUCCGCACCCAUAUUUAUUACACAUUCCAACUUAAGCUUCCAUCUUACUCGCAUUCAACAUCGCUUUGCAUAACCAACUUCUCAGUGACACAUUAUCAUAUCAAAAAUGGAAAUAUUAGAAACACACACAUAGACACAACUCUCUCUCUCUCUCUCUCUCUUUGAUCCGAAUAAUUCUCAAACCCGAACCUUCUCUUUCCAUUGCCUGCUUUCUCAAACAACCCCCCAAUUCCAAGCAUAUUGGAACUGAAACCCCCCAUAACAUGGGAAACAACAACAACAACACCACCACCAUCAUCAAGAACAACCACAAACUCGACCAAGACACCGACAAAAAACAACCUCAAACUAUAACAACAGCAUCAAGAACAUCUUGGGAUCCCAUGAACUCCGCCUUACAAGGCAUGCACCUCAUAGGUUUCAGGAACACCAUCACUUGGUUCUUGCUCUUUAUCUCCGUCGUCUACAUUCUCUACUCUUCCAAUCUCAUCCUCACCACUGACCGCCCUGAUUGUCCUGCAUCGACUUCAACAUCCUUAGAUACCUCCACACAGCAACACCUCCAAACUCUCUCUGACAAUGUCUCUUCCAUCGAUCUCGAACCUGAACCUCCCAAAGAAGAAAAAAAGCGGGUUCAGAAACAAGAACCACCAAGAACAAUCAAAGUUUUAGUUCCCCAGAAGAGAAUUGGAUCCGAUACUGAGCUUAAACACAUUGUGUUUGGUAUAGCAGCUUCAUCGAAUCUGUGGGCAAAGAGGAAAGAAUAUAUAAAGGUAUGGUGGAGGCCUAAUGUGACCAGAGGUGUUGUUUGGCUAGACAAACAGGUUAGAACUACCAGGAAUGAGCCACUACCCCAGAUUCGAAUCUCAGGUGGGACUGCCAAAUUCAAAUACACAAACCGUCAGGGACAGAGAUCUGCACUCAGGAUUUCAAGGAUAGUCUCGGAGACACUGAGGCUCGGUUUGAAGGAUGUGAGAUGGUUUGUAAUGGGAGAUGAUGAUACUGUUUUUUUCGUAGACAAUGUGGUGAGAAUUCUGUCCAAGUAUGACCACACGCAGUUUUAUUACAUCGGUAGCUCCUCGGAGAGUCAUGUUCAGAACAUAUAUUUCUCGUACGCCAUGGCGUAUGGGGGAGGUGGAUUUGCAAUAAGCUAUCCAUUGGCGAAAGAAUUGGAAAAGAUCCAGGACAGGUGUAUACAGAGAUAUCCAGGAUUGUAUGGCAGCGAUGAUAGGAUUCAGGCUUGUAUGGCUGAAUUGGGUGUGCCACUCACCAGGGAAGCAGGAUUUCAUCAGUAUGAUGUUUAUGGAGACCUAUUAGGCCUUCUAGGAGCACAUCCAGUGGCACCAUUGGUGUCAAUUCACCACCUUGAUGUAGUAGAACCGAUAUUUCCUCGAAUGAGCAGAGUAAAUGCUCUGCAACGCCUAUUCCAAUCCGUCAAGCAAGACUCAGCUAGUAUAAUGCAGCAAUCAAUCUGCUACGAUAAAAAUCGACACUGGUCCAUCUCUGUUUCAUGGGGCUAUGUGGUUCAAAUCUUAAGAGGAGUACUCUCCCCGAGAGAGCUUGAGAUGCCAACAAGAACAUUCCUCAAUUGGUAUCCAAGGUCUGAUUACACUGCUUAUGCAUUCAACACUAGGCCUGUCACCAAACACCCUUGUCAGAAGCCUUAUAUCUUCUAUAUGAGCACGGUUCGAUAUGACCGGCCUAAAAGGCAAAUAGUCGGCUCUUACUCUCGUGACAAAUCACGCCAUCCUUAUUGCCGGUGGAAAAUGGCAUCACCGGAAAGCAUCGAUUCCAUCGUUGUCUUGAAAAGGCCGGACCCUCUUCGGUGGCAGAAGUCACCAAGGAGGGAUUGUUGUAGAGUUCUUCCGUCGAAUAAGAAAUCCACAAUGUACUUAUGGGUGGGAAAUUGUCGAGGAGGUGAAAUUAGUGAAUUGUAGAGGAAAUAUAGAAGAUAAAAUUUUUUUCUUGCUCUGUUAUUGUAUGGUUUUUCCUGCUUCUGAAUCAAGAUCUUAUGGAAUAUAGGAAUAAAAUCAAUGCCAAAGCUGUUACUGGGAACAGAGCUCAGAAGACAAUUUUUUUUUUUUUUUCAAGCUUUUAGUUCAGCUAAAAACCCAAUUUUGAAAGCAUAUAGGUUAUCAUAAAAUGAGUGACAUUCAAUUUUACAAUUCUUUUGCUUUAUUUGUCUGUAUAAAUUUUGGUACAGCGCAUUAUGAACUGAUUGUUAUGUUUGUAAAUUCUAGCUGCAACAAUUUCCAUUACUGUUCCUCACAACAACGGAGAUAAAAACAUCUCCAAGGGGCUUCUAUCAAUCACAAUCUCAUAAAGUUUUGAGUCUAUCUGCAGCAAAAGUCUCUCAAUCUCCAUAUCAAUAUUGUGAGGG
Messenger RNA from Ziziphus jujuba (common jujube), 2662 nucleotides. RefSeq lists its product as uncharacterized. Bases 546 to 2219 code for a protein of 557 amino acids. NCBI's taxonomy places the organism in Eukaryota, Viridiplantae, Streptophyta, Magnoliopsida, Rosales, Rhamnaceae. The transcript has 3 exons. Gene Ontology annotation, molecular function: acetylglucosaminyltransferase activity. The record is from RefSeq and is a predicted model, not a curated record.